Camellia sinensis is the source of this 576-nucleotide messenger RNA. NCBI's taxonomy places the organism in Eukaryota, Viridiplantae, Streptophyta, Magnoliopsida, Ericales, Theaceae. The record is from RefSeq and is a predicted model, not a curated record.
AUUUUAAUUAAGAAAAUUCUUUAUUGACUCAAGGGAUAUUAUCAAGCCUCUGCAAGGGAACUAAUGAGAAUCAAUGGAACAACAAAAGCACCUGUCAUGAAUUAUGCAGCCGAGACCUCACUUGGAGUGGUAACUAUAAGAGCAUUUAACAUGGCAAACAGGUUCUUCCAAAGCUACCUAAAGCUUGUAGACAAUGAUGCAAAACUUUUCUUUUACUCCAAUGCAACCAUGGAGUGGUUAAUUUUGAAAGUAGAAGCACUUCAAAAUCUUACUUUAUUCACUGCUGUUUUUCGCUUGGUUUUACUUCCCAAGGGUUAUGUUGAUCCAGGGCUUGUUGGACUUUCUCUUUCUUAUGCUUUGGCUUUAACAAGCACCCAAGUGUUCAUGAUUCGAUGGUAUAGCAGCUUAGCUAAUUAUGUUAUUUCAGUGGAACGAAUCAAACAGUUUAUGCACAUACCUCCAGAGCCUCCAGCAAUUGUGAAAGAUAGAAGGGCACCAUUUUCAUGGCCUUCUGAAGGGAGGACAGAGUUACAGGAUCUAAGGAGGAGAUGGGCUGAGAUAGAAAUGGAAUGGUGA